CCUGUGGGAAUGGCUAGCAAUCAGGCCCGGGAAUAGAAAUGCGCAACUUCGUGAUCAUAUUUAGCCUAUCUCUGGCACUUGGCAUCGCCACCGCCACCGACUACUGCAAAAAGAGCUGCGGCAGCACCAAGAAUCUGGGAUGCGAUAAUAAGGGGGCCUGGUCCUCAAGCUGUCCCAGUGACGCCACCCUGUUGACCCUGACCAGCGCGCAGAAGGACGCACUGGUGGCCAGGACGAACCAGUAUCGUAAUGAGAUCGCCGGCGGACUGAAUGCCAAUCUGAGUGCCGCCUGUCGAAUGGCCACGAUCAAGUGGAACGAUGAACUGGCUUACCUGGCCAGCUUGAACGUGAGAAGUUGUCAGAUGCAACACGAUGGAUGCCACAAUACGGAUGCCUUCGACUGGUCGGGCCAGAAUCUGGCUUGGAUGGGCUACUACAAUCCACUGAAUGUAACCCACUAUCUGGAGUGGGGCGUCGAUAUGUGGUACAGUGAGGUGAAGUACACCAAACAGGCCUACAUCGAUGCCUAUCCAUCGAACUACAAUGGUCCGGCCAUUGGUCACUUCACGGUGCUCGUUGCCGAUCGGAAUACGGAUGUGGGUUGUGCCGUGGCCACGUACUCGGUGCCCGGACAAUCGUACAAGGCCUUCCUGCUGGCCUGCAACUAUGCGGCCACCAAUGUCCUGGGCAUCAAGAUGUACAGCUCGUGCUCCAAGCCGGCCAGCAAAUGUACCACCGGUACCAAUCCCACUUACAAGUACCUGUGCAGUGCCAGCGAGAAGUACGACGUUAACAACCUUUCCUAUUGAGCCAAUAAAUAGAAGCUACAAUCGGUCAUUUCAUUUAAAA
Molecule: messenger RNA, 849 nt
Organism: Drosophila yakuba
Lineage: Eukaryota; Metazoa; Arthropoda; Insecta; Diptera; Drosophilidae
Product: antigen 5 like allergen Cul n 1
Exons: 2
Coding region: 39-809 (256 amino acids)
Source: RefSeq, a predicted model, not a curated record